GAGAAGACGGCCGAGGGCCUCGAGGAGAUCUACGCGUCUAUCGCCGCCGCGCAGCCGGCGCAGGAGGAGAACUACGCCUACUGGAUCCAGAGCGCCGUCGACGCGCCGGCGCUCGAGGCGGCCGCGGCGCGCUGCGGCCUGACGCUCGACGUGGCGCGCGGCGUCGUGUCGUACGCGCCGGGCUUCGCCGCGCCGGCGCUCGACUUCGAGCUCUGGUACUGCCGCCACGGCAAGACGACGGGCAACACGGAGCCGCGCGUCUACCAGGGCUACGUCGACGAGCCGUCGAACGCGUUGAACGAGAUCGGGCUGCAGCAGGCCGAGGACGCGGCGCAAAAACUCGAGGCGCUCGGCCUCGAGCCGGACCUCGUCGUCCUGUCGCCGCUCGCGCGCGCGGCGGACACCGGCAAGGCGUUCCUCAAGCGGCGGUCCGACAUCGCCGUGGCCACCUGGGAGUCGACGGCGGAGAUGAAGUUCGGCGACUGGGACAACGUCAUGGUCAAGGAUUUGCCCAAGGACUCCAUCUGCCACCUCUUCUACCUCGCCCAGAACGCCGUCGUCAAGGCCGGCGGGCCCUACGUCGAGCCGGCCACGGGGCGGUCCAUACCCGGCGAGAACUUCGUCGAGGUCCUCGAGCGCAUGCGCGGCGUCCUCGACGACCUCAAGGCCGAGGUCGCCGCGCUGCCGCCGGCCAAGGGCGGCGGCAAGCGCGUCGUGCUGCUCUACGGCCACUCCAUGUGCGGCGCGGCGCUGGGCAUCCUCACGGGCAACGGCAAGGUCGUCGACGGCGAGUCGUUCCUCGGCUUCGACGGCAAGUACAUCAUGCCCAACGCGACGCCCGUGCGGCUACUC
Aureococcus anophagefferens is the source of this 852-nucleotide messenger RNA. RefSeq lists its product as hypothetical. Gene Ontology annotation, cellular component: cytoplasm. The transcript has a single exon. Gene Ontology annotation, molecular function: phosphatase activity. NCBI's taxonomy places the organism in Eukaryota, Pelagophyceae, Pelagomonadales, Pelagomonadaceae. The record is from RefSeq and is a predicted model, not a curated record. The annotation marks the transcript as partial.